UAUUACGUGGCUUACAAUGAAAGCUGUUGUGAAAUCGGUAUGCUUAAUGCAACGAGAUACAGUCGUUAUCGCUGCGGAUGUUGUCGAUUGCGUGUCGAUUGUUGACAAUUCUCGUUCGUUCAUUCGUCGCUUUUAUAUCGUAGCGUGAUCUAGAAUAGUCCCUCAGAAUGCAUCCAUAGUAUCGACAUAAUCGGGGACUGUUAUGUCCCUUUUUAUGUACGGUCUAGAGGUUCGUCUCGUGUCACGAAUGCUACCGUAUUAUAAAUCAAAUUGGAUUGCGUCGCUGGGGUGCCUUCUUUGUUAUACGUAAGUAAUGUACAAGUUAUAUUUAUAAUAUAACUGGGGGGUACAUAAAAUACCGGAGUAAACUAUUCAUAGGUGACGAUCAACAAGCUCUAUGCAUAAACCGACAAUAAAUAUUUUACACAUUAACAUGAAUCAUGAUGAUCACACUAAUCUAUCUAUGACAACUAAAGAAAUAAAUCACGUUUAAUAUAAAAUUUAAAUUCUGUUUGUCUUAAUCGCUAAACCUAAGUAGGUACCUUACAAGGAAAUAUUCUGUAUAGGUUUGUUCGUAGCGGGAAGGAACCUCCAUCACGUCACGGUAUCGGAACAGCUGAAGGCUCGCAGUGUAGGGCGGGCGGCCGCCGCGACUCCACCCCCGCUCCGUUACGUUCUACGCCCCGCAAGUUACGCGCUACGUCCUAACUCCUACAUGUUACAUACUAAUGGAAAAGAAAACACGUUAAACUUUAUCUCUGACCUCUUUGCUACAUUAUGCCGCUGAAAUGAAGACAGCUAGACGAAAAACUGAAAAUGGAAGACGAUUAUGAUGAUGAUGAGCCGUUCAUUUACCGACUGAACGAUAAUGGUACGGGGCCCGGUUUGCUUAUUAAGAUAUGUGCGGAACGGGGCUGGCGGUUGUACCAGGGCUACAGCGGUGGUGAGGAGAAAUGGAACUUAUGGUGGCGUACUAGCGCCUUCCCGGCCGCGUGCUAUAAGGCCCUCGGUGACUGGCAGUUCAUGAACCACAUACCGAAGGGCGGGUCCAUCUGCCGGAAGGACAGUCUGUCGCGUCUCCUGCGCUGCAUGCGGAAAAUAUACGGCUCCAUCUAUGAUUUCAGUCCGCCGAGCUACCACCUACCCCUUGAGUAUGCCAAGCUGGUGUCAGAGUGCGCGCGGCUGCGGCGCGGCGAGGAGGCGCCCGGCGUGGUCUGGAUACACAAGCCCGUGGCGCAGAGCCAGGGCCGAGGCAUCUUCCUGUUCAGGAGUGUCUGCGAGAUGCGGUGUGGCAGCGCCGCAGUUGUGCAGCGGUACAUAGAACGACCGCUCCUCAUAGCUGGAUAUAAGUUUGAUCUGCGGCUGUACGUGUGUGUGCCGGGGUACCGCCCGCUCACUGCCUACAUGUAUGCGGAUGGAUUGGCUCGGUUUGGAACAGACAAAUACACUUUGUCAGACAUCCACAACCCGUACCGCCACCUCACCAACUCUUCACUCAACAAGACUGGACCUAGAUAUGCAGAAUGCAAAGACAGGAUUGGCAGUGGCUGCAAAUGGACUUUGAAGCAAGUGCGGCGCGCGCUGAUUGGUCGUUGGGGGGUCACCGAGUGGCUGGUGUGGCAGCGCAUCAGAGCCCUGGUGACCCUGACUCUGCUGGCGCAGGCCGCCGGCACGCCGCCCGCUAAGAACUGCUUCGAGUUCUAUGGAUUUGAUGUGCUGCUGGAUGAUACUUUGAAGCCUUGGUUGAUUGAGGUGAACCUGUCUCCAGCACUAGCGUCGGACUGCGAGGCGGACGUCACAGUGAAGCGGCCGAUGCUGCAUGAACUCUUCGACCUGCUAGGGCUGCCCAUGCGGCACACCGGCCUGGCGCUGCUGCAGGGGCCCGCGCAGACUACCUGUUCAGACGAAGAGAACGCGUCACUACCGCGCCCCCGUACCACGAAGUCGCCGGUGGUGAGCGCGGGUCGCCGUGGUACGAGGUGGCGGCGGCGGCGGACCCUGCCCAUACAUUGUGUGACGCUGCAGCCUCCUAUGAGCGAUAAGUUUAUUGAAACCAAAGAAGCCAAUGGAGGGCGAUCUUCGAAGUCAUCAUCAGAACUGAGCACUGAUAACUCCGAUGAACAGUCCCCCUCCUCGAGCACCACAUCAUCAGACCCGCCAGAAGAGCCGUGCCGCUACACCACGGCGCACCGCAAGCGGCUGUCCUCAGCGGCUCGCUCGUGGGGCAACGGCGUGAGGUGGGACCGCGCGCCGGGGCGCACAGGGCAGUGGGUGCGGAUCUUCCCGCAUGUGCUGCCUCAUGAUGAUCAGCUAGGCAUGGAGGACAUCCGCGAAGGCGUGGCCCAAGUCUCGAAGCUGACUCGCGCGGCUCGCGAGGUGGCGCGCGAGUCGGCUCGCGACCCGCGCCCGCGGGACGGUGCCCGCGACGCCGCCCUGGACGCCGCGCUGAGGGACAAGCUCGGCUUCGGACCGCACUUCCAAGUCUGGCUGCCUCCCUUCUAG
Molecule: messenger RNA, 2502 nt
Organism: Plutella xylostella (diamondback moth)
Lineage: Eukaryota; Metazoa; Arthropoda; Insecta; Lepidoptera; Plutellidae
Source: RefSeq, a predicted model, not a curated record